AUGGGUGGUGAAACUAUACUAAAGCCAGAGCUCAAGAGCUCCUAUCCUGUCAGGUCCGAAGGACCUAAGGGUAAGUUGAUAUCUAAUCUCUACAAAGAUCGAAUUGGUCAAUUCUAUGCCGGCGGACAAUAUGAAGGACACAACUUACGAGCAAUGUUGAACGAAGGGGUCGCAUCUGGAGAACCGCACAUCAAACUUUCGGUCUGGGACGCUCCGGACCUUUCUCGACCCACCUUCAAAGAUGCCACGAGCCACGAAUUUAGAUCAACACACAUUGGAGAAGCUUUCGGUCCUUCAUGGUCAACCCAUUGGUUCAAAGUAGGAAUAACGGUCCCGUCGGAGUUCCAGAAAAAGGAUCUAUUGGAGUUGCAUUGGGAUGCCAACAAUGAAGGAAUGGUAUGGACCGAGGACGGCAACCCUCUUCAGGGAUUGACCGGAGGUGGUGAGAGAGUUGAAUGGGUCUUGCCGGAUAAUUUCCGCGAUGGAAAGGAACACACAAUCUAUAUUGAGAUGGCCUGCAACGGGAUGUUCGGUAAUGCCCCAGGUGGCGACUCCAUUCAACCCCCGAAUCCGAAUAAAUAUUUCCAACUAUCAAAGGCCGAGAUUGUGGCUGUAAACGUUGAAGCCCGAGCUUUAUGGAUUGAUAUCUGGGAAAUUAAUGAUGCUGCUAAAGAAUUCCCAUCGGACUCAUGGGAACAACAUAAAGCAUUGAGGGUUGCAAAUGAUAUAAUUGAUGCUUUCGAGUUGGGAAACCAAGAUUCAAUCAUCAAAGGCCGAAAAAUUGCACAAGAAUAUCUGGGUGAGAAUAUCAACUCAUCUGCGGUUUAUGAGACUGGCACAAAACCUAUUGUUUAUGGUAUCGGCCAUUGCCAUAUCGACACCUGUUGGCUUUGGCCAUGGGCUGAGACCAAAAGAAAAGUUGCUAGGUCUUGGUCGAAUCAAUGUGAUCUUAUGGACCGUUACCCCGAGCAUCGUUUUGCUGUCUCCCAGGCUCAACAGUAUAAAUGGUUGAAACAGUACUAUCCAUACGUGUUUGAUCGGGUGAAGGAAAAGGUCAAACAAGGAAAAUUCCAACCUGUCGGAGGCAGUUGGGUUGAGCAUGACACUAAUCUGCCUAGUGGUGAGUCCCUCGUGCGUCAAUUUUUGUAUGGUCAAAGGUUUUUUGAAAGCAACUUCGGAGAGAGAUCCAAGACAUUUUGGCUACCAGAUACUUUUGGUUACUCGAGUCAACUUCCUCAGCUGUGUCGCCUGGCAGGGAUGAAACGCUUCUUCACUCAAAAGCUCAGCUGGAAUAACAUCAACAAUUUCCCACAUACCACAUUCAAUUGGGUAUCUCUAGAUGGUAGCCAGGUCAUUUGUCACAUGGCACCUUCCGAGACAUAUACUGCAAAUGCUGAUUUCGGUGAUGUAAGAAGAUCAGUAACACAGCACAAAUCUAUGGAUCAAGAUGAGACGUCACUUCUUGUCUUUGGAAAGGGUGAUGGUGGUGGAGGACCAACGUGGCAGAUGAUUGAGAAGCUCAGACGUCUUCGUGGAAUGAGCGAUACUACUGGACUUAUACCUAGAGUUCAUAUGGGUAACUCCGUUGACGAUUUCUUUGAUCGCUUGGAGGGAAGGGUCUCUGAGGGUCUAGACUUGGUGACCUGGUACGGUGAAUUAUAUUUUGAGCUUCACCGUGGAACCUACACAACGCAAGCGAACAACAAGCGUAAUAACAGAAAUUCUGAAAUUAUGCUACACAAUAUUGAACUUCUCUCAACAAUCGCCAGUCUCAAAACCAAGGACUUUAAGUAUCCAAAAGAGGAUAUUGACGAUAUGUGGGAGGCUGUAUUAUUGUGUCAGUUCCAUGACUGCCUACCAGGAUCAUCUAUUGAGAUGUGUUACGACGACAGUGAUGAGCUAUAUGCCAAGGUAUUUAAGACUGGUGAGAAGAUUCUCAAAGAGCUUUACAAGACUCUAGGUGUAGGCCAAGCCGAAGACUCGUCCAAGGAUGGCGAUCUUGUGGCCCUGAACACGAUGCCAUGGCACAGAAGAGAGAUCGUGCCACUUAGCGAUAACACAGCCGGAGUUGCUUGUGGACAAGGCAGUCUCUUGAAUAUUAAGACUUUCAAGAUUGCAGAGACACCCGAAGUGACUGUCAAAGAAGUCAGAGAGGGUGUUUUUGUGCUACAAAAUGAACAGCUCAAAGUCCAAGUCGAAGGCGGCGCAAUUACUUCUCUGUAUGAUCUACAAGCUGAGAGAGAAAUAGUAGCCAAAGGAGGUAAAGCCAACCAGCUUGUCAUAUUUGAUGAUAAACCACUUUAUUGGCAAGCUUGGGAUGUGGAAGUUUUCCACUUGGAUUCCCGCAAGGAGUUGCCUGCAGGAAAUACUAAGAUUGUGCAGAGUGAUGCCCACAGAGUCAGUGUAAUGACUGAGACUAAGAUCAGCAAAGACAGCUGGAUAAAGACUCAUAUCAGUUUGUCAGCCGCAUUCAAGGGUCAACAAUCUUAUGUUGAAAUGGAAAGCGAAGUUGAAUGGAGGGAAAGUAUGAAGUUCCUCAAGGUUGAAUUCCCAGUUGAUAUUCGAAACACGGAGGCAUCCUAUGAGACACAAUUCGGUAUCGUUAAACGACCUACUCACUACAACACUACCUGGGACAUGGCCAAGUUCGAAGUAUGCUGUCACAAAUUCGCCGAUCUUUCUGAGAAUCAAUACGGUGUUUCCAUUCUGAAUGAUAGCAAAUAUGGCUUUGCUACUUGUGGCAAUGUGAUGCGCUUGUCACUUCUUCGAGCCCCCAAAGCGCCAGAUGCACAUGCAGAUAUGGGUCGUCACCACAUUCGUUGGGCUAUUCUGCCUCAUCAAGGAGGUCUUGGCUCGACUACCGUUCGCACGGCAUUCAACUUCAACAAUCCAUUGAAGCUUUGCAAGGCUUCGAAGGGUGUUCAAACCAACGCAUUUGAUAGUCCAAUCAAACUUACGGGGGACCCGUCAUUGAUCCUAGAUACUGUUAAGCGUGGUGAAGAUGACGAGGAUGUCAGCCGUGGUGAAUUAGCAAAGAGAAAGGGCCAAAGUGUCAUUUUGAGAAUCUACGAUAGUUUAGGUGGAACUAGUAAGGGAACAAUUGAGACGACACUGGAUGUGAAGAGGGUUUGGAAGACCAAUGUUUUGGAGGAUGAUGAAGAAGAGCUUAAGAUCAAGGAAGGAAAGGUCUCGAUCACAUUGAAGCCCUUCGAGGUAGGCACAUUCAGAUUGCAGUUGUAG
This is a messenger RNA of Botrytis fragariae, 3240 nucleotides long. Its product is annotated as putative alpha-mannosidase protein. The transcript has 6 exons. NCBI's taxonomy places the organism in Eukaryota, Fungi, Ascomycota, Leotiomycetes, Helotiales, Sclerotiniaceae. The record is from RefSeq and is a predicted model, not a curated record. Gene Ontology annotation, biological process: mannose metabolic process; oligosaccharide catabolic process. The coding region runs from base 1 to 3240 and encodes 1079 amino acids. Gene Ontology annotation, molecular function: carbohydrate binding; alpha-mannosidase activity. Gene Ontology annotation, cellular component: fungal-type vacuole membrane.